Messenger RNA from Lycium ferocissimum, 2627 nucleotides. RefSeq names its product ubiquitin carboxyl-terminal hydrolase 25. The record is from RefSeq and is a predicted model, not a curated record. NCBI's taxonomy places the organism in Eukaryota, Viridiplantae, Streptophyta, Magnoliopsida, Solanales, Solanaceae. Gene Ontology annotation, molecular function: cysteine-type endopeptidase activity; cysteine-type deubiquitinase activity. Gene Ontology annotation, cellular component: nucleus; cytosol. Gene Ontology annotation, biological process: protein deubiquitination. The transcript has 9 exons. Bases 79 to 2130 code for a protein of 683 amino acids.
UUGAAAUAGAGAGAGAGAAGAGGCGAUGCGAUCGUGGUGGCUGCGGGUUGGGGGCAGCCGAUACGCGGCAGGGGGUUAAUGGGCUAUUAUUUGCAAAUGAAUUGGCAGCCAAACCUGAGACGCAAAACUGGUCCUCCAUUAGGGCUUAAAAACCUUGGCAAUUCCUGUUAUCUUAACUCUGUCCUUCAGUGCCUUACUUAUACCCCUCCACUUGCUUAUUUCUGCCUCAAAUCUCAACAUUCCUCUUCUUGUGAUUCUGGAGCUGCAGCUGCUUCAGAGAAGAAGAACGAAUGUCCUUUUUGUAUAUUAGAAAGGCGAAUAGCUAGGUCUUUGAGUCUCGAGUCAGCACUAGAUACUCCGGCCAAGAUUAAUAAUUGCUUAAAGAUUUUCGCCCAGCAUUUUAGGUAUGGGAGACAAGAGGAUGCCCAUGAAUUCUUGCGCUAUGUCAUUGACGCCUGCCACAAUACGUGUUUGCGGUUGAAGAAGUUGCAGCAGCAGAGAAGGAAGGGUGGUGGAGGUGGUGCUGAUGGAAAUGGGAAUACCAUUGUUAAGGAGAUCUUUGGGGGUGCUUUGCAGAGCCAGGUUAAGUGCUUGUCAUGUGGUGCUGAGUCAAAUAAGGUGGACGAGAUCAUGGAUAUAAGUCUUGAUGUAUUGCACAGUAGCUCACUCAAGGAUGCUUUGCAGAGAUUUUUUCAGCCUGAGGUUUUGGAUGGCAACAAUAAGUACAAGUGCGAGAACUGUAAGAAAUUGGUGACAGCAAGGAAGCAAAUGUCAAUUCUUCAAGCACCAAAUGUUCUUGUCAUUCAGCUCAAGAGGUUUGAAGGAAUAUAUGGUGGGAAGAUUGAUAAGCCCAUUGCUUUUGAAGAGAUUCUAGUGCUUUCAAGCUACAUGUGCAAAGCGAGUCAGGAUCUGCAUCCAGAAUACAAUCUUUUUGGAACUAUUGUCCACUCAGGCUUUUCACCAGAUUCAGGGCACUAUUAUGCAUAUAUCAAGGAUGCUGUGGGUCGUUGGUACUGCUGUAAUGAUUCUUGCGUUUCUCUUUCAACCUUGCAAGAAGUGUUGUCGGAGAAGGUGUACAUCCUUUUCUUCUCUCGUAACAAACAGAGGUCACCACCCACCAAGACAUGUCUAUCAAUUAAUGGGUCAAAGUCCAAUCAUUCCAAUGGCUUGGCUAAAUCCAAAAUCUUGACCAGUGACUUGGCAAAAGCAGAAAAUGGAAAACAAGUUUUAGGCCACCCCUCUGACAAAGAAAAUGUAAUGAUGUCUAAGGUCAGUAAAGUGCAUUCAAGCCCAGUGAGGGAGUCGAGUAUAUUUGAAAGAUCUUCCAUCAAGAAAAUACCUACCUCUGGUAAUAUUAAAAUUGUUGUUCAUCAAAGAAAAUCUGGCGAUAGAACCGGUGAUGUGAGAGCAUCAGUUCUUACAGAGAAAGAGGUUGCAUCAUUACCAGAGAGGAAUGGUGUUAGCAAAAGUUGUGGUAAUGGCCAGAUGACAAGAUCACAUGCCUUAACGAAUGGAAAUGGAAAACUUCCAAUUGUAGCAACCAACUCCAUAGCAGACGGUCCCCAGAAAGAUUAUGGUGGAAGUAAUGGAAAGGCUGCAGGAAGGGAUCCAUACCACGAAGAGGUGACUAGAUCAUCAUCUUUAGCAAAUGGAAAUGGCAAAGUCCAGAGUGUUGCAACUGAUACAUUGAGGGUAAGUCUGCUUAGAAAUAAUGGGGAGAAUAGUGAAGGCCUAGCAGCAAGAAUUUCUGUAAACAAGGAGACCCCCAAUGGCCAUGUUGAAUCGUCUUCUGUCUCAGGUUCAAAGAGAAAAUCACCAGAUCAAUGCAUUCUGCUUGAGCAAGAUGCUCGGUCUCGUGCAAAGGUGGAAGAAUUAAAAAAAGAGCUCUAUAAGGAAGCUUCAUUAGUUCUAAGAACAUGUGGUUGGUCAGAAGAAGUCUAUGCUUUUAUGCGUUCCAAGAAGUCAGGGGCACAAUCAGACUUUCAAGCAUCAGACAUUAAUGUGAUGAAGAAGUUAUUGAUUGCAGAUGCCAAACCAAUGUUUAUCUCACGAAUUCCUGAAUCAUUGAAGGGUAGUCUUAUUAAACGCCUAACAUCAUUUAGUCAAGGAACACCACCCUCCAGUAUCUAAGCACUCAGACAUGUCCAUUGAUCAUGGUGCUGAUUUGCUUGGUCUGUAUUCUUUCACUUGGAAAUGGGAUGUUUGUUUGUGGUAACUAGCAUCGUAUGUUGCACUGUGGAGCAGAUGAGUAUUAGUUGUCCUUGAUUUUCUUCACUCUGCUGUGAUGUGUCCCGAAGGUGUUCAAUCAGGUAAAGGAGGAAAUCAAAGCGGCAACAUCAUAUUCUGGUACAGAUUUUUAGUGUGAGGCAGAAGAGCUUAUAGAAGACACGUAAAAUCCUUUCUUGCUGUAUGAUAUAUGCCCUUUUUGGCGGUGGUUUAGCAUGUAAUCCUCAUUUUAUGGAUGCUUACCAAUUUUUUCCAUAAAAUUGUGGUCGGGGUUGUAUUCUUGAAUCUAGAGUUGAGGUUUUACUUUUGAACAUACAUGAUAAUACCACCAUUAGAUAAUUGUUGAAGGAAUUCCAUAUUCAUAGAUUUUUAUCUCAAACUUCUAAAAGAUACUGCUCUGA